Messenger RNA from Thalassophryne amazonica, 931 nucleotides. Its product is annotated as immunoglobulin-like domain-containing receptor 1. Gene Ontology annotation, molecular function: high-density lipoprotein particle receptor activity. The record is from RefSeq and is a predicted model, not a curated record. The transcript is spliced from 4 exons. The coding region runs from base 233 to 769 and encodes 178 amino acids. Lineage: Eukaryota; Metazoa; Chordata; Actinopteri; Batrachoidiformes; Batrachoididae. Gene Ontology annotation, cellular component: plasma membrane.
UGAAUGAACAGCAGGUCUUCCUGCCAAUGAAUUGUUUUUGUACUUGUUCUGUUCCGCCUGUUCCUUGUAAUGACAGAAGGAAUUCUGUGGCCACGCCUCUGUUUUAGGAUGUGACUACAGACGACUAAGCGCAAACAUUGUCUACAGGAAAAUAACGAAUAACUAAGAUUCCACCUAAUUCCUGACUGUUUAUUUGGACCCAGAUUUUUUGUUUGAGCUUCAUCACAGCACCAUGUGGACAGCACCUGUUACGAUUGUCUUCUUCUCGCUGCUAAAAGUGUUGAUGUGUAUUGAGGUGAAGGUCCCACAGCAAACCUACACCAUUGUGCCAUUGUCCUCUGUGACCCUCCGAUGUGAUUACACCACAUCCGCUAAUAUUAACGAUGUUAUCGUUACCUGGAGGUACAAAUCCUUCUGCAAGCCUACUGUUCUGGAGAAUAACUUAAUAUUGGAGGAGAUAGGCUUAUAUCUUGGAGAGGACCGAUUCAAUGACUGUCCAGACAGUGAGAGGACAGUGCACCCUGUCAUCCAAAAGAUUGGAAGGAAUAAGCCUGUGCUGGGUAAAAACUACUUUGGCCGCAAGUUUACCAUUGAAAACAAGGCAGACUUGGUGAUGAGUGAGGUCAAGCUGUUGGAUGCUGGAGUGUACUUCUGCUCUGUGGAUGCAGCUGGAGAUUUCACCGGAGACAACGACAAAAAAGUCAAACUCUUCGUCAAACCUGAGGAACAAAGUGCAACCACAGAAAAACUACAGAUAAGACAACUAUAAUUAUACGUACUACAGUGAAUUACAGACUACUGCUUAGACAAAGCGACCAAUUUAAAGGUGUCUGUCAUGGAUGACUUUUGCUUAUUUUCUGAUCGAUUCUGGACUAAAUAAAUGAUCCUACUGUUAAUCACUGAAAAAAAAAAUUAAAAAGGGAAUUUCAAA